Molecule: messenger RNA, 651 nt
Organism: Lactuca sativa (garden lettuce)
Lineage: Eukaryota; Viridiplantae; Streptophyta; Magnoliopsida; Asterales; Asteraceae
Biological process (GO): carotenoid metabolic process
Source: RefSeq, a predicted model, not a curated record
AUGGAAGGAAUGGCAUCAAUAGCGUUGUUACUAGAUGGGUCAAUCUCGGGUCAUUUUGUUCAGCUUCCCGAGUCCGUUUAUUACCAGAUGGGUCAAUCUCGUCUUUUUGUCUCGACUUCAUAUCUCUCUGUAAAGCAAGCGACGACUUCAUAUCAAAAGUGGAGGUGGCAGCCUAAAGACUGUAAUUUGCCAAAAAUCUCUGUGAACGAUGUGAGUAAUGAACCAAGGAGAAACACACAACAAUGUAAUCAAGAAGAAGAUGUUCCAGUCUUGGUUGAUGCAAUACUUCCAUUAUCUGCAGCUGCCAUGGCUUUGCCACCUUUAUCUAUUCGAGGUGAUUUGGGAGUUGUUUCUACUGCUGGAGUUAGAUAUGCAUAUCCACUCCUAAAAUCAUUUGCAAAAAUGGGACCUCAAGGUGUUCUUGGUGCCACAAAGCUUUUACGCCCUUUUUCAGAAAUAGUUGAUUCAUUGGGACUCAAAGAUCCUUUCAUUCGAAAUUGGGUGGAUCUUUUGUCUUUCUUACUUGCUGAAGUGAAAUCCGAUGGUGUUCUUUCAGCAGAAAUGAUUUAUAUGUUUGCAGAAUGGUAUAAACCAGGUUGUAGUUUAGAAUACCCUGUUAGUGGAACUGGAGCACUUGUUGAGGCUCUUGUU